Molecule: messenger RNA, 1466 nt
Organism: Hyaena hyaena (striped hyena)
Lineage: Eukaryota; Metazoa; Chordata; Mammalia; Carnivora; Hyaenidae
Gene: NDUFA10
Product: NADH:ubiquinone oxidoreductase subunit A10
Exons: 10
Coding region: 66-1136 (356 amino acids)
Biological process (GO): mitochondrial electron transport, NADH to ubiquinone
Cellular component (GO): cytoplasm
Source: RefSeq, a predicted model, not a curated record
GCGAAAGAGGACCCCGCCGCGACCGCGUCCCCUCGGGUCCUUGAGCCGGUGCGAGCCGCGGAGCCAUGGCCUUGAGGCUGCUGAGAAGAGUGGUCCCCGCGUCGUCGGCGGCGCGAGGCCUGGCGGCGGUACCCCAGCGCGUGGAAGGAAUUCAUACAGGCGUCCGGUGCAGGCUGCGCUACGGCCCUUUGGCAUACAUACUUGGCGAAAGGACAACCAAGAAAUUCACAGAACGCAGCAAAGUGAUAACCGUAGACGGCAAUAUAUGUUCUGGAAAAGGCAAGCUUGCGAAAGAAAUAGCAGAGAAAUUAGGCUUAAAGCACUUCCCUGAAGCCGGGAUCCACUACGCGGACAGCACCACAGGAGAUGGGAGGCCCCUGGACGAAGAGCUCAGUGGCAGCUGCAGCAUUGAGAAGUUUUACGAUGACCCGAGAAGUAAUGACGGCAACAGCUACCGCCUGCAGUCCUGGCUGUACGCCAGCCGCCUCCUGCAGUACUCGGACGCCCUGGAGCACCUGCUGAGCACAGGACAAGGUGUCGUACUGGAGCGUUCCAUCUUCAGCGACUUUGUUUUCCUGAACGCGAUGUAUAACCAGGGAUUCAUCCGGAAGCAGUGUGUGGAGCACUACAGCGAGGUGAAGAAGGUCACCCUCCCUGAGUACCUGCCUCCCCACGUGGUCGUCUACAUCGACGUGCCCGUUCCAGAGAUCCAGAGUCGCAUUCAGAAGAAAGGAAACCCGCAUGAGAUGAAGGUCACGGCAGCCUACCUGCAAGACAUCGAGAACGCCUACAAGAAGAGCUUCCUGCCUGAGAUGAGUGAGAAAUGUGAGGUUUUACAGUACAGUGCAAAGGAAGCUCAAGAUGCGGAAAAGGUGGUGGAGGACAUCGAGUACCUCAAGUACAACAAGGGGCCGUGGCUCCAGCAGGACGACCGGACCCUUCACCACCUGCGGAUGCUGGUACAGAAUAAGCUGGAGGUGCUGAAUUACACAACCAUUCCCAUCUAUCUCCCAGAAGUCACCAUCGGAGCUCACCAGAGUGACCGCACCUUCCAGAAAUUCACAGAGCUGCCAGGACGCAGGUACUGCCCUGGGUACAACGCGGACGUGGGCGACAAGUGGAUCUGGCUGAAGUGACGGACCUUCCGCGGCCUGCAUCACGGUGACAAGGACACUUCCAGUCUGCCUCACUUGUGGGGUCCCUGCAGCUUAUCCGGGGCAGGGCUGGGUGACCCCAACGUGGCCCAGUGGGGGGGGGAGUCAGGGAGCCUCUUGCCUUUAGAAGGCCUGGGAAGCUGAUCGCUUGGGAACGACCCAUAAUCACCACCCGGAAAACAAAUCUGCUGUUAGAGACCAGCUGUCACUAGAAUGCCCUCGCCUUGUAGUUGUGUUGUGCUCAGUAUCGUGCAGAUUUUGUACCUGCUGCCUUCAGACUUCAGGACAUAAAAAUAAAACCGUUUCCCUGGU